Messenger RNA from Mesocricetus auratus (golden hamster), 1656 nucleotides. RefSeq names its product MANSC domain containing 4 (gene Mansc4). The transcript is spliced from 3 exons. Lineage: Eukaryota; Metazoa; Chordata; Mammalia; Rodentia; Cricetidae. The coding region runs from base 487 to 1587 and encodes 366 amino acids. The record is from RefSeq and is a predicted model, not a curated record.
ACGUCAAAUAAGUACAUGCACUGGUUUUCUCCGGAGCCCGAACAACGGAACUUUAAAAAAAUGAAGUCACCAGCUCUUCACCCUAUACGGACCACCUCACAAAACAAGGUGUUGUUUCUGGAAACAGAGCAUCCCUUAAUCUGAUGUCAAGAGACUAGGCAAUUGUUUUCCUCAGCAGGACUCUGGGCUAGGGUUUCUCCUGGCCUUCAUAUCUGCGUAGAAAAAGGUGUUGGUGACUCUUCACUCCCAGAGAAAGAAGAAAAGCCAAGGGGAGCAUCCCAUCUUCAGGAGAGGAAGGGUGGAAAGGGUCAGAACACUGAAACCUGCUGGAGAGGGUUCAGAGACAGGGCCAGUGCUCUCCCGGGGCCAGUGCUCUCUAGGGGCCCAGCUGCGGAGACAAAGAAGGUGCCCAGCCGCCUCUGUAGGACGCCCCCCGGACGCAACCCAUGGUCAGCUCCAGCUGCUGCCUCCCUUCAGGACCCAGAGAUGCAGGCGGCGGGGCUGCUGUUGCUGGGGCUGGCUUGCACCGUGCACGGGCUCUGCUCGCCCUCCGUGUUCUACAGAGACUGCUGGGUCCGCCGCUUCCCAGGGCUGUCCCUGAACCUAGAGGAGUCUCAGAAGCUGGGGGCCCAGUUCCUCAAGUACUACUCGGAGAACACUGGCCAGAAGUGCAGCCGGAGCUGCUGCCUCAGGAAGGACGUGUCCUGUAACGUGGCUGUCUUCUUCCAUGAUCCCAUCCAUGACAAUGUCAACUGCCUCCAUGUCCACUGCCCAACCCUGGAGAGCUGCAUCCUGGAGCCGGGGACCAGCGCCAUUCUGUACAACAUAACAGCAGGCAUAGACCCAGAUUUGCUGGUUUUCGAGCAUUUAUCCCCCGCAUACCUAAACACCCGCUCCUCAUCUGAAUGGUGGGACAGAUUCCGGAUUCUGAAAGCUCUGAACCUAGGCGACGGAGGGUUACACACAGACAUGAUAGAGCACACGCUGCCGUCCCCAGAGGCUGCUGUGUCAACCAUACAUCAAGAUCUGGGUGCAAACCUGGGUAUCAGUCACCCCGGGGAGCCAACCUCGGAUCCGGGUGCAAACGCUGGUAUCAGUAAUUCCAUGCAGUCAAACACGGAUCCGGGUGCAAACGCUGGUAUCAGUAAUUCCAUGCAGUCAAACACGGAUCUGGAGAUGAGAUUUAUUUCUGUGAAUGUGCCCACGGCUGCCACAGUCAACACGGUGUCACCACGCACAGACUUCACCCGUGGUCCAGAUAACACGACUAUUUCUCCUUUCUUUGGACCCACAGACACAGAAGUUUCUCGGGUGCCCAGCCAGUCCCGACUCAACAUUAGCAAACCACUACUGAACAAAACCAAGGGGUCCCACGGCGGCAAUCACACGUCUGAGAAUGACGCACCUCAGGAUGGAGUUCGGGUGACUGCGGGGGCCUGGCUGGCUUCUGUGACCCUGGGUGCUGCCAUCGUCUGCCUCUGCUGCUGUGUGGUCAUCACCAGGGCAUCCAGAUACUGCCGAGAGCAGCAGGGCUGGUAUGGCCUGGGACAGCGGGGUCAGGGUAACUCUCCGAAAGGGAGUUCCUAAAGGCCUGCCGGAGCCAGGUUACAGGCUGUGGGCGUGUCAUCAGCUUUCUGCAAGAAAAAAGCGUUUUCA